Rhagoletis pomonella (apple maggot) is the source of this 2406-nucleotide messenger RNA. RefSeq lists its product as uncharacterized. The record is from RefSeq and is a predicted model, not a curated record. NCBI's taxonomy places the organism in Eukaryota, Metazoa, Arthropoda, Insecta, Diptera, Tephritidae.
CUGUCGUUCAACUUCUGUAAGAAACUCCAAAAACUUGUUUGCGUCUGGUGAAAUAAGUAUGGAGCCUGAGUAUCGUUCAUCGUACAUUUCAUAUCCGAUGGUGGAUCGAACUACAAAAAUACUGCCACGUGAAGCAUUUCGCCUCGAUCCUGACCCAGUAGAAAACAAAAUUCAUCCAACCGUUCAAGAGGUUCCUUCCUGCCAAAAACUGGCAAAUGAUAAAAGUUUACGUGAACUUGCCGCUCGCAACCUUCAGAAAAGUCGCCUUCAGCAAUACGUUGGAGAUAAUAAAUACAACACCGCGCCAUCUGAGUACAAACGCCAAUUCGUACAAUUUCCCAUCGAAAAAGCACACUCCAUACCACAAAUAUCUCAUAUAAAAAUACAAGGUAAAUUUGGGGGUGUGCCAGAAUAUCAAGACUGUUUCAAAAUGUAUGACAAUUAUUCGAAAAGCGCACCAAUAAAAAAGGUUGACAAUUUACGAGUAUCUGGUGCUGAAAUAGUAGAAAAGGCAAAUGAUGAUACUAAAUUACCAGAAUAUCGGGAGAAAUUUCGUGAACCACCGAAAAGUGUAUCGAAAGAAAAAGCAAUUAAAAUCCCUGACCAUCUGCAUCCAAACGGACAAUUUUCGAAAGAUAUUCCAGAAUAUUACGAAAGCUUUCGUGAUCCGAAGAUUACACAGAUGCCAGAACGUGGUAAAUGUCGGGAACCAUAUUUACGCCUCAAAGGUAAAAUCGAAUUCAACCCAGAAUAUCGCAACACUUUUUUGGAUUUCCCACGUUCACGGCCAAUCAUACGAAAACCAGCUUCCACAUUUCGUCUGCCAAAUUCAUCAACUACGUCCAACACGACGCUUAUUAAAAGUCCCAAAUCUGCACGUCGCAAAUUUAAAUCGUAUUCCCCAAAACGAAAGGAGUAUAUUGAAAAUUCCCCAAUUACAGACAUCACCACAACGCCGGAAUAUCGUCGCGCUAAUUACCAAUAUCAGCUGCGCGAACGUACUCCCACACGCGAACCCAAGGAGGAGAAAGGAGAAAAGGUUGUUGGUUCAGUAUCCAACACUAAAUAUGUGUCCAUCGCAACCCAACGCAAAAGUUCCGAAUCGUCAACGGAUGUACCCGGUAAGUCGUCAUAUUUGCAGAAGCGACGUACUUCCCGCCAUCGCCAAGCAACUAUUGGUUGUCAUCAUGGUCCAGGUGCACCACCGAGUUUUGAAAAUGUUGUGGGUUGUGCAACAAAAAAGGCAGCAAAAUUUGGCAGGCGCGCAUCUAUGCUUCAGAACACAUCAACUCUGGGUAAGGACAGAACGGGAUAUGCCAUGUCGAAUCAAAAAGCCAACGAUGAGUCAUUCGUUGUGCUGAACGAGCCUUGUAAAAAGUCACACUGGAUGAAGAAGUCCUGGUACGAAUCGUAAUUGUAUUAUUGUAUGUGGAAUGAAAAUUUUAGUAGAGUAAUUUGUGUUUACAAUGGAAGAUAUACUAAAAUAAAUGUUUACUAGCUUUAACCCUUACUAGCAAAUAUACCCCGCUCCGCCUUUGAGCAAUUGAAAAAUUGUGCCAAAUAUUUGGAAUAUACAUGCAUACCAGUGUAGCCAAAAAUGGGCUUUUCCUAUCAAAACUGGUACGGUUUUUCCCAUUUGGAAGGUUGGUAGGCUAGAUUGGAUUUUGGUAGGUUCCGCGACAAUAAUAGUUAUUUGCGAAAAAUAUAAAAUAUGUAUCCUGGUGACAAAGCAACGCAAGUAAAAGUGGGUUCCACCUUCAGCAAGCUGCACCGACGGUACAGGAGCUAUGGGCACCUGUCCAACGGAUGCCCUUGGUGUCAUUACAGACAUUCCUCCUUUGUCUAUUUUGUUUGAAAAAGAGGGCUGCUGAAGUGCCCUACAACUGCCCAAUAUGAUCAGCAAGAAAUUUUGGGAUCCUCGGGGUCAUUUGGAGGUUCUAAAGCCAUUUCUGGAUAAUCGCGAGUUAUCCUUCUACAAACCCUACAAGGUAACAAUUCCUGAAGGGGACUUCUGUGAAGUGAUAGUAACUAUGAUUGACGAAAGGUCCCACGCAUGGUAUACCGACGGAUCAAAUUAAAUAUUUGUCGGAUAGUCAGGCAGGUUAAAGGUCUUGGACUCUUCUAAAACGGCAGCAGGCUUGUGGAAAGCUGUAAAACUUUUUUGAACCACUUGGAAGCUCACAAUAACAUAACACUGUGAUGGAUUCUGGGACAUGAAGGGUUUGAAGACAAUUAAAUCUGACUGUCUCGCAAAGCGGUGAGCCCAAAUGCACUAGCAUAAGGUUGGAGUGAUUACAAUUAGGGUUAAGAGCAAUAGAUCUUCUUAGGUUGCAGCGCGUUUCUCCCCGACGUAAUAAUAGUAACAAUAAUAAUAUGUAUGUGUAACAAUACGAACAUUUCUGUAGA